Messenger RNA from Coregonus clupeaformis (lake whitefish), 1448 nucleotides. RefSeq names its product 28S ribosomal protein S24, mitochondrial. Gene Ontology annotation, biological process: translation. The record is from RefSeq and is a predicted model, not a curated record. The coding region runs from base 48 to 563 and encodes 171 amino acids. NCBI's taxonomy places the organism in Eukaryota, Metazoa, Chordata, Actinopteri, Salmoniformes, Salmonidae. Gene Ontology annotation, cellular component: mitochondrion. The transcript is spliced from 4 exons.
CAUGCCCAGGCCAACGGCCCUUCCCACAAACACUUUCGUCAGUCAAAAUGGCUGCGUCCUUGAGCUGUCGGAGUGUGACGUUAUCGAACGCGCUUGCCAGAGUCGGCACUUCGAUAUGCAUCAACUCUGGAACACGAACACUUCAUGUCACUGCAAUAUGCUGCAAGAAUCGGGCAGCCCGUAUCCGAGUGGGGAAAGGAGACCGACCACUGACCUAUGAGCAAGCCCUCCAUCCCCACCACAUAGGCCACCGCAAGGGCUGGCUUUCCCAGCACACUAGUAACUUACAGGGAGAGGGAGGAGCAUCAGAUCGUACAGUAGAGGACGUGUUCGUGCGGCGUUUCCUCUUUGGCACCUUCCAUAACUGCCUGGCCAAUGAGAUUGUGAUAAAGCGGCGAGGGAACAUGCUGGUGGUGUGUGCCCUGAUGCUGCAGAAACUCCCUCCUCAGAAGUUCUACUUCCUUAUUGGCUACUCAGAGACGCUGCUCUCCCACUUCUACAAGUGUCCCGUCAAGAUGCAGGUCCAGACCUUAGCGGACAAGGCUGUCUACAAGUACCUCUGAGGAGGAACAGGAACUGCGGACAGGAGACUGGUCAUAUAGGACUUUGUGGAAGGACUUAGACACAAUAGUUACGAUUGUUAAAGCUACAUUCUGGGAACAGAAAAACAACAAAAUGGCUGCCCCACGGCUUGUUUUGGUAUAUAGCUGAGGGAUGAGGUUAGGAAACUAACCCCUCUCAUAGAUCACGCUCUAGAUGCAUGGACUGACUCACUGACAGUACAUGACAUCCACAUGAUAGUUUUAAACAUAUUGAGGGGUUUACGUUCUUGUUUGUAAUCAAUGAAUAAAACCUUAUAUUUUGGAUUACAAUAGAGUAUGUUGGGAUAGGCUCAUGAGGCUAUAUAAGUUAUAUUCUUCAAGAGUCAAUGGGUAAGUGUCAAGACUUGAAAUGACCAUUUACCAGAUUCCCAGAUCCCAGACUGUAGCUUUAAAGUCAUCCUGGCUGAAAAAUGUAAAUAUUUGAACUUAAAUAUUUGAAUGUGUCUAUUGAAAUCUCUUUUCACAUGGAAUGCCUUGCAUUUAUUUACUGUGGUGUUAAACAACUGCCUCAGAGCUGGCUGUUCACAGAAGGAAGGAAUACACAGGUUAGCUGACAACGUCACGAAAACUAUGCACGUGAUUCAAUGGGGCUGAAGUCUGUGAUUCCGGAUGAGCAGAUGGCUAGCAACAAUGACAAUAAGAUGCCAUGUGGGGAAUCGUCGCUGGCUAGUUUUAUCUUGUUCUUUAUACCAUGUCUUGUUUUGACUGAUGUCAUGCCUAUGCUAAUAUGGCUCAAAUCUGCUAGUUAGCUAACCAACAACUGUAACAAUGUAUUUGAGAGAUAAGUUGAGAGAUAAGUGCUCAUUGUGCAAAUGUACUUAUGUUUUCAAUAAACAUUGUAGAUGA